Molecule: messenger RNA, 693 nt
Organism: Nakaseomyces glabratus
Lineage: Eukaryota; Fungi; Ascomycota; Saccharomycetes; Saccharomycetales; Saccharomycetaceae
Gene: AIM36
Product: Aim36p
Source: RefSeq, a predicted model, not a curated record
AUGGCAUUGAUGAGACUUGGUCUGAGGAUACCUGCUCGACUUGGUUCCAAUCUUCCUGUAGCCCAGCUCGGUAUUCGGGCAGCUAAGCAUCGUUUCUAUGCAACAGCACCUAGGAACGAUGGUGGUGAGCUUCCCAGCAUCAAGAAGCUGUUGAUGAUUGGGCUUGCUGGUACAGCGGUAUUUGUGUUGGCGGUGAACUCAUUGGAUAAGCAGCAGCCCAAGAACUCAUACUCAGAGUCCGAGUUUGAGAGCUUACAAAGACUCAAGAGGAAAGUGGCACUGUUCCCAGGCAACCAAUUGAAGGUGUAUGGUGUUCUAGGCACCGAAAAGUAUAAUAAAAUAGUCUCGGGUGGUAAGAUUGUGGAUCCACGCAAGAUUAUCGAGAAACACCGUACCACUGCGGGUGACCGUUACGAAGCCUUAUUGAACAUCCUAUAUGACAAGUAUGGCGCUGUUGAGUACUUUGACAUGCUACCACAGGGCCUUAUGGUUAAGUUAGUCUCCCUGUACAUGAAGGAUAACUGUUCUGAGGGCGAUACCGUUGUUAUCCUAGACUUUCCAAAGUCUAUCAAGGAUGCAUCGCAAUUUGAAACCGAAGUGGCAGGCAUCUCUAAAUUUAUAGUGUCACAGAAGCUAAAGGACACUGAUAUUUGUAAGUAUUAUGAUGCCGUUGGUAAACUUGAAUCAGUAUAA